Messenger RNA from Scleropages formosus (Asian bonytongue), 1384 nucleotides. RefSeq names its product ADP-ribose/CDP-alcohol diphosphatase, manganese-dependent (gene adprm). Lineage: Eukaryota; Metazoa; Chordata; Actinopteri; Osteoglossiformes; Osteoglossidae. The transcript has 4 exons. The record is from RefSeq and is a predicted model, not a curated record. Gene Ontology annotation, molecular function: ADP-ribose diphosphatase activity; manganese ion binding; 2',3'-cyclic-nucleotide 2'-phosphodiesterase activity. The coding region runs from base 122 to 1234 and encodes 370 amino acids.
UUACACAACCUGGGUUCAUAAUCAGCACGCAAGUCUGGCACCCGAAACUGUAAGUGAAACACAGUGACACUUCUGCUUAUCAGUCUUACCUGAAAAACUACAAUUCGCACACUGGAUUUGGAUGUUUAGAUUUAAAUGUUCUUUUCGGUACAACAACAGUGUUCAUGAAGGAGGGGUUCUCGGCACUUGUGACUGUCGUCCGAGGUGGCGGACGAAGCGCGCGGCACCGGCACACAGAACGUCGUCCAUAUCCGGUAUGGAGGAGGAGGGCGCGCGGCCGCUCUUCUCGUUCGGCGUCAUCGCCGACAUCCAGUACGCCGACAUCGACGACGGUUACAACUUCGUGUGCACGAGACGCCGCUACUAUAGACACAGCCUAAAGCUGCUGCGAAGAGCCAGCGACUCGUGGAAGUCUGAGUCGCCGCGGCCCAGCUUCGUGCUCCAACUCGGUGACAUCAUCGACGGGUUUAACAAGAAGCAUGACGCGUCGCGGAAGGCGCUCGACGCGGUCCUGCGUGAGCUGAACAACGACGGCGCCGCGGCCGUGCACCACGUGUGGGGAAACCACGAGUUCUACAACUUCAGCAGAGAAGAGCUCUCCGCAUCCGCGCUGAACAGCAAGGGGGUCUGCGGGGCGGAGGAGGGCGCCGCCGGGGACAGCUACUGGUACGACUUCAGCCCGGCCCCGCGGUUCCGCUUCGUGGUGCUCGACGCCUACGACGUGAGCGUGAUCGGGCGCCAGGAGCGCAGCGAGCGCUACGGUCAGGCACUGCGCCUCUUACUGGAGCACAACGACAACGAGGAGUUGAACAACCCUCCGGCACGACCAGGACUGGAACAGAGGUUUGUAAAGUUCAAUGGAGGAUUCAGUCAAGACCAGCUGCAAUGGUUAGAUAGAUUAUUAACCAUCUCAGAUGAAAAACAUGAGAAAGUCACGAUUGUGAGUCACCUACCAGUGCAUCCCUCUUCUUCAGACCCAAUAUGUCUUGCAUGGAACUAUGAUGAAGUCCUGUCUGUUUUACACUCACACAAGUGUGUUGUGUGUUUCAUGGCUGGUCAUGACCACGAUGGUGGCUACCACAAAGAUUUCUACGGAAUCCACUACCUCACUUUCGAGGGGGUAAUUGAAACCCCACCAGAACAAGAUGCUUUUGGGACUGUUUAUGUAUAUGAAGACAAGAUGAUCCUUAAGGGCCACGGAAGAGUUGCAAGCAGAAUUCUUCAGUAUUUAUGACACAGUAUGGUCAUUAAUGAUGUCAAAUUACUGUUAUCGCAUGAAUUUAUGCAUAUAUUUAAAACAAAAUUCAGAAAUUACACAUGAAGAAAAUAUAACAAGUUGGCUAUUUAAAAUUGACUUUUUUUUUUUUUAAACAGCAGAUUACCA